This is a messenger RNA of Punctularia strigosozonata HHB-11173 SS5, 519 nucleotides long. RefSeq names its product HIT-like protein. The record is from RefSeq and is a predicted model, not a curated record. The transcript has 5 exons. Gene Ontology annotation, molecular function: catalytic activity. NCBI's taxonomy places the organism in Eukaryota, Fungi, Basidiomycota, Agaricomycetes, Corticiales, Punctulariaceae. Bases 1 to 519 code for a protein of 172 amino acids.
AUGUUCGGGUUGUUCGCAAUCUUUGGAAACCAACACGAUCAAGCGUCGAAAUCGACCGAUUCAAGCAAGCCUUGCAUAUUUUGUAAAGCCUCGAGAGACAACGGUUUUGACGUUGUCUAUGAGGACGCCACCUAUGUGGUCUUUCGUGAUAACAAUCCCUCGGCAGAACAUCACCUGCAGGUCAUUCCGAGGAUCCAUAUAAAUAGUGUCAAAUCUCUCGGCAAAUCAGACGCUUCAAUGUUACGUGAUAUGCGUGCUUUGGGCGAUCUCAUGCUGGAUAGGCUGGAGAUUCCGCGGACCCGACGUAGAUUAGGUUUUCAUAUACCACCAUUCAAUUCGGUCAAUCACUUGCAUAUGCAUGUUCAGGCAUUGCCAUACAGGUCAGCCUUUCGACAGUACAAGUACCCCGUUAGCAUGGGAGGAGAAGGAUAUCACAAAGGGUUUAGCUGGUUCAUCACUGUUGACCAAGCUAUCUCCAUGUUGGAAAAUGGCGCAAAGAUCAGAGUUUUGAAAUGUUAG